Molecule: messenger RNA, 1864 nt
Organism: Aethina tumida (small hive beetle)
Lineage: Eukaryota; Metazoa; Arthropoda; Insecta; Coleoptera; Nitidulidae
Product: trans-1,2-dihydrobenzene-1,2-diol dehydrogenase
Exons: 4
Coding region: 124-1119 (331 amino acids)
Molecular function (GO): nucleotide binding
Source: RefSeq, a predicted model, not a curated record
AACACUUUCACUUCACGUCUCUUUUUUGUGUUUUUUUUUUUUUUUUUUCUUAAAAACGGGGCGCGGUAAUCUUUUGAGAUUAAGUAAAAUUAUAGUCAAUAACAACAUCAGCGCGUGGUGAAAAUGGUACUUCGUUGGGGAAUAGCAAGUUGUUCCAGAGCCAGUCAUGACUUCGCCCAGGCUUUGAAAACAUUUCCUACCGAGGAGCACAUUUUAUUUGCUGUAGGUUCCUCAAAUCAAGAGACUUCCGACACAUUCCGAAAUCUUUAUCAUGUGGAAAGGGGUUACCCAUGUUACGAGUCACUAGCCAAAGAUAGAGACGUGGACGUUAUUUAUGUAUCAGUCCAUAAUGGUUUGCAUUACGAAAUUUGUAAAUUAAUGUUGGACAAUUCAAAGCAUGUUGUUUGUGAGAAACCACUGAGCUAUGACAAAAGAACUGCAAAGGAACUUACUCUUUUAGCAAAAAUGAAAAGAGUUUUUUUGAUAGAGGCUAUGUGGACAAAAUUUUUUCCAGCCUGGAAGUUUCUUGACACGAUCAUUGAAGAAAACAUUAUUGGGGAACUAAUGUUUGUUCAGGUAACCUUCGGACUUAGUAUGUACAAUAGAAGAAACCUAGAUCUAAAAAGUAUGUAUAAAGGAUCGAUUAUGGAUUUCGGAUUGUACGGAUUAACAUUCCAACAAAAUUUAUUUAAAGACCAAAUUCCGAUGAAAGUAAUAACUACCGGACAUUUAGGUCUUCAAUCAGUUGACGAAUCCGCCAGUUGUAUUAUUCAUUAUCCCGAAGGUAAAACGGUUGAUAUAUCGGUCCACACCAAAGUCGACUUACCAAAUGAAGCUAUUAUUGUCGGUACAGAAGGCACCAUUAGAAUUCCACAUUUUUGGUUCCCAACUAAAGUUAUUUUACCGAAUGGAAGAGAGGAAAUAUUCAAGUUACCAGGUGGAGAAAAAACUGUAAGCCGAACUGUAGCUUUCAUUUACUUGAUUGACGAAGUCCAAAAAUGCAUCAAAAAGGGUUUGCUGGAGAGUGAAGUACAUGACCACAAUUGUACGUUGCAAAUAAUCGCUUGGAUGGAAAUGUGGAGAAAACAACUCGAAGUUAAAUACGAUUUGGAUAUUUAGUCCAGUAUUUAAAAUUUAAAGCCUAUCACCAUGGUAUGUAUAUGCACGCCGGUAUGAAUUUAUUAGUUAGAAUGCUAAAUGGUUAAUUUAAAUUAUGUAAAGCAAAGCAAAAUCUUCGCAAUUUUGAUGUGAAAUACCAAUUUCUAUAUACUUGAUAGAGUUUAUAAACGCGUAAUCAUGAUGGGAUUUCCUUUACAAAGAAGCAUUGGCUUCGCGUCAUUAUAUAUAAUUAAGUAACUUUCUACUGAUCGAAUACUUUGAUAUGGAAAUCUAACUGAACACGUCUCGGAUACAAUUUUAUUCAGCCCUUUAAUCAAGUAUGCUUCAAAUUGUUGAAAAUUUUGGCAAUGUCUAUUUGUUAAACCGUUGAGAUGAUCAAUAUUUCAAUAUCAUUUUAAUUUAAAGUUGGAAUGAAGGACGCUGCAUAACAAACAACUUUUAUCUGUUUUUAAUUGCCACAUAAACAUACGUCAAAAUGCCGAUAUUACAAUCUGAAAUCCAUCGGUAGCUUUCGAAAUUGCUUCAAUGGAAAAACAGAAGUCACACGCAGCACUGAUUACGGUUUCCAAUUUUAAUAGUCAUCUCUGAUUUAUUGCACGGGUGUUUCGGUUGCUUUAGGUGCAUCGUUAUUCUUGUUUUAAUCAAGAAUGACAAAAUGCGCCUAAUUUAAUAUAUAUUUCUUUUCGAAAUCAUCAAUUCAAAUAUUUUGUUUAGGUGACAUUAAUAAAAGAAAUUCGUAGUAAAA